This is a messenger RNA of Tarenaya hassleriana, 1206 nucleotides long. Its product is annotated as Golgi SNAP receptor complex member 1-1. Gene Ontology annotation, cellular component: cis-Golgi network; Golgi membrane; SNARE complex. The transcript has 5 exons. The coding region runs from base 293 to 967 and encodes 224 amino acids. NCBI's taxonomy places the organism in Eukaryota, Viridiplantae, Streptophyta, Magnoliopsida, Brassicales, Cleomaceae. Gene Ontology annotation, biological process: vesicle fusion; endoplasmic reticulum to Golgi vesicle-mediated transport. Gene Ontology annotation, molecular function: SNAP receptor activity. The record is from RefSeq and is a predicted model, not a curated record.
GAGCUUACGGUGGGGUGAAACACAGAGGAUCAUGAACCUGUGUAUUUUGGUCAUUGAAUUCCCGAUUACGCAACAUUUUGCCGUUGAAGAAGCAGCCAGAAGAUCUGUCUGCGUCUUCAAACGAACCUUCGUCUCCUCUCGAUCCGAUCGCGUUACACCUCUCUCCCCCUCUCUGUCUCUCUCGUUUUCUGUUUCUCGGGUACCAAAUCUCUGAGGAAUUGAUCCGGCGAGAAUCGUCGUCGGAUUGUAUCGGAAGAACCAGAGGGGGACGUUUUACCCGAUUUGGUGAACCAUGGAUGUGCCUAGCUCCUGGGACGCUUUACGCAAACAGGCUAGAAAGCUUGAAGCUCAACUAGACGAGCAGAUGCAUUCAUAUCGUAAACUUAUCUCAUCAAAAGUUUCAGCAAAGUCAGAUGCUGCAGAGAGUGAUCUUGAAGCUGGGAUCGAUUUGCUCUUAAGACAGCUGCAACAAGUAAACACACAGAUGCAAGCUUGGGUUUCAUCAGGUGGAUCAGAAAUGGUCUCGCAUACCUUAACUCGCCAUCAGGAGAUUCUUCAAGAUCUGACACAGGAGUUUCACCGACUUCGCUCCAGUCUUAGAGCAAAGCAAGAACAUGCUUCACUUAUCGAGGAUUUCCGAGAGUUUGACCGGACACGGCUAGACUUAGAAGAGGGUGUUGGCUCUACAGAACAAGCUCUGCUCAAGGAGCAUACAUCAAUUAACCGCAACACAGGGCAUAUGGAUGGCGUCAUUUCUCAAGCUCAGGCAACACUUGGUGCACUCGUUUUUCAACGUUCAACUUUUGGAGGCAUCAAUUCAAAGCUAGGAAACGUUAGCAGUCGUCUCCCGACGGUGAACCAUAUUCUCUCGGCGAUAAAGAGGAGAAAAUCAAUGGACACCAUCAUUCUAUCGCUUGUUGCAGCUGUAUGCACGUUUCUCAUCUUCAUCUACUGGCUAACCAAGUAAGGUUCAUGAUUUUGGUUCUUGUGGCUCACGUCUCCUCCAUCUCCGUCCCCUUCGCCAAUGUCAAUAUGCACCCCUCGGUGUCUCGCUCCCUGGCCCGUAUCUAUCUCCUCUUGUCGCGUGUCACUGCUAUAUCCCCCCAGAGUAUUCGCACCGUAUAUUCUGUCAUAAGAACCUUGUUGCUAUACCAUCAAUGUCUGUGAAGACCCAUCACCCAAAAUUUGUAUACAGCGUUUUAUCCA